This is a messenger RNA of Loa loa (African eye worm), 2545 nucleotides long. RefSeq names its product NADH dehydrogenase. Gene Ontology annotation, cellular component: membrane. NCBI's taxonomy places the organism in Eukaryota, Metazoa, Nematoda, Chromadorea, Rhabditida, Onchocercidae. The record is from RefSeq and is a predicted model, not a curated record. Gene Ontology annotation, molecular function: NADH dehydrogenase (ubiquinone) activity; iron-sulfur cluster binding. Bases 1 to 2208 code for a protein of 735 amino acids. The transcript is spliced from 19 exons. Gene Ontology annotation, biological process: ATP synthesis coupled electron transport.
AUGCAGAUGGCAUCGGGUACAGGCUUGGCUCGAUUAACUGCCGGCAAGUUGCGACUGGUUAGUUUACCAACUUGUCGUGGGCAACAAACAACAGCAUCAAGGAAGGUUGAAGUAUUCAUCAACGAUAGAAAAGUACUUGUUGAUCCGGGGACCACUAUAUUGCAGGCAGCGUCUUUGCUUGGUAUUGAUAUUCCUCGCUUCUGCUAUCACGAUCGCCUUUCCAUAGCCGGCAAUUGCCGCAUGUGUCUAGUAGAAGUGGAAAAACAACUGAAGCCAGCAGCAUCAUGUGCUAUGCCUGUUGCGAAUGGCAUGAGAAUACAAACGAAUUCACCGAUGGCAAAGAAAGCUCGUGAAGGAGUAAUGGAAUUCCUGCUUUUAAAUCACCCACUUGACUGUCCGAUUUGUGAUCAGGGUGGUGAAUGUGAUUUACAAGACCAGUCGAUGGGAUUUGGCUCAGAUAGAGGUCGUUUGGAAAUUGUAUAUGAUGGCAAAAGAGCUGUGGAAAACAAGUAUAUCGGACCACUGAUAAAAACAGUAAUGACUCGAUGCAUUCAGUGUACACGCUGUGUACGAUUUGCCAAUGAAAUAGCAGGCGUUUCAGAUUUUGGUACUACUGGGCGUGGAACUGAUAUGGAGAUUGGAACCUAUGUUGAGAAGUUGUUCGCGACGGAGCUGUCGGGUAAUGUCAUUGAUAUAUGUCCAGUUGGCGCUCUUCUUAAUAAACCGUACAGCUUUACAGCUAGGCCAUGGGAGUUGCGUAAAGUAGAAAGCAUCGACGUUAUGGAUGCCGUUGGUUCAAACAUCGUAAUUGCACAUCGAACUGGAGAACUGUUCCGAAUUACUCCAAAACUAUGUGAGGAUAUUAAUGAAGAAUGGAUAAGUGACAAAACACGUUUCAUCGUGGAUGGUUUGAAAAGGCAACGACUUGGACAGCCAUUGUUACGAACUCAAAAUGGUUCUCUAGAGCCAUGCAGUUGGGAGGAAGCACUCUUUGCUGUUGCAUCGAAAUUGCGCGCUACUUCAUCAAAUCAUAUUGCUGCAUUAGCAGGAGAUCUUUGUGAUACAGAAUCAUUGGUAGCUUUGAAAGAUCUGAUGAAUCGAUUUGAUAGUGAAUUGGUUUGCACGGAAGAAUCGUUCCCAGACGGCAGUGGCGGGACAGAUCUUCGAUGCAAUUAUGUUAUGAAUGACAAAUUUAUUGGGGUAGAAAAAGCGGAAGUUCUAUUGUUGGUUGGUACAAAUCCGCGUUUUGAAGCCACAGUUUUCAAUGCUCGCAUACGGAAAAGCUUUCGACACACGAAUAUAGAAAUUGGUGUUAUCGGCGAAAAAGUUGACUUAAAAUAUGAUUAUAAAUAUUUGGGUGACAACGGGAAGAUUCUGGAUGAUAUAAUCAGUGGCAAAAAUGAAUUCGCUAAGCAUUUGCAAGCAGCCAAACGGCCAAUGAUUGUUGUUGGCUCAGGCGCUUUACAAGGAAAUCAUGGUGCUGCAUUACUUGGCAAAAUUCAAGUAUUCGCUGAAAAAUUGCGAUCUAAAACCGGAAAAACUGUAAAAGUAGUGAAUGUUUUGCAACGAUAUGCAUCACAAGUUGGCGCUUUGGAUGUCGGUUACAAAGCUGGAGUCGAAUGGAUCUUGAAUUCGGCUAAAGAUAUUAAAUUUUUAUAUAUGCUUGGCGCUGAUGGUGGUCGUAUCAAACAGAGUGAUUUAACUUCUGAUACUUUCGUUAUUUACCAAGGUCACCAUGGUGAUGUAGGAGUUGAGUUGGCAAAUUUGAUCUUACCAGGUGCCGCUUAUACGGAAAAGGAUGCCACGUAUGUUAAUACCGAAGGCCGAGCACAAAGAGCUUAUGCUGCAAUAACUGCUCCAGGUGAUGCGAGAAUAGACUGGAAAAUAAUACGAGCUGUUAGUGAAGUAGCUGGGAAAGCUCUACCCUACGACGAUCUUGACCAAAUAAGAAGUCGGAUGGCUGAGAUUGCUCCUCACUUGGUACGCUGUGGCACUGUGGAAGAAUGUUCAUUCCAGGAACAAGCGGCAAUGUUAGCCGAGUGUGGCAAUACAGACCUUUUAUUGAAGCCGGAACUGCUUGAAUUGGGUGAUUUUUGGAUGACAAAUUCGAUAUCUCGUGCUUCGAAAACGAUGGCUGAAUGUGUCCGCGCAUAUCAGCGCUACAAACAGGAUCCUUACAUGGAAGAAAAUAGAUCUCUGUGUGUGUGAUUUUGCCUUAGUUUGACAUUUAUUGACAACAGAAAGACUGUCACUUUUUAGGUUUUGCAUGGUGGACAUUUCUAGACACAUAUAUAUAUAUAUAAUUUUCAUAACUUACCAAUACAGACCUUUUACAAAUUUAUGAAAUUGUAGUUACAGUGUUUAGCUUUCUGUAUAUUUGCUGUACUGCCAAAAAAAUUACAGUACUCUAUUAGAAAGAAGUUUUUUCUCUUCAUAUGUAAGUAUCUUAUGGAUAUUGCGUACCGCUUUCUCUUUUUUUUUUUAUCCAGACAAAUCAAUUAUAUGUUAACAACGCAUACUUCCUAAUAUGUUCCGAAUAAAUUCG